AUGUCUGUGCCCUCUCUCCAUUAUAACGCAGGAAGUGCCCCCAGCAGUCCUCGACGAUCCGCACGCCGAGAGACAGAGUUCUACUACCAUAGCGGCCCUACCCAGGUCCAGGACGUCUCGGGAAAUGUCCUCUCACAUCCAGGAGGCUACUUUAAGACAAUUUUCAAGGCCAUACUAGCGACAGCCGUCUUUCGUUGCUGGCACCUCAUCCUCUUCUUCACCAUUGAGGCAUUCAUCGUCACCUAUCUGCAACACCAUGGAUAUAAGAAGUUGGCUAUCGAGAGCACACUCAUGGCAAGUAGUUGGUCAUCUUCCUGA
Messenger RNA from Serendipita indica DSM 11827, 318 nucleotides. NCBI's taxonomy places the organism in Eukaryota, Fungi, Basidiomycota, Agaricomycetes, Sebacinales, Serendipitaceae. The record is from the annotation of a GenBank genome assembly.